Molecule: messenger RNA, 1106 nt
Organism: Aspergillus homomorphus CBS 101889
Lineage: Eukaryota; Fungi; Ascomycota; Eurotiomycetes; Eurotiales; Aspergillaceae
Product: zinc-dependent alcohol dehydrogenase family protein
Exons: 3
Coding region: 60-1106 (348 amino acids)
Molecular function (GO): oxidoreductase activity
Source: RefSeq, a predicted model, not a curated record
GUUCCCGCCGAAAAGUGAUCACUAUUUUCCACCAUAAAUUUUUUAUAUUCCGCACCACAAUGAGCCCCAACGUGCCCACCAGCCGCCGGGCAUUCCGCCGAACGGACGACUACACGCCAGGCACGGCCAAGCUGAAAGCCGUGGAAGAAGCCCUGCCCCCGCUGGGUCCCACAUCAGUUUUGAUCAAGAUCCACGCCAUUGCGCUCAACUACCGCGACGCCAACAUCGCCAACGGAGGGAACCCCUGGCCCGUCCUACCGAACGGGAUCCUCUGCAACGAUGCCGCCGGCGAGGUGAUCGCAGCCGGCGAGAAGGUCAAGACCCUUGCUAUUGGGGACCGCGUCGCCCCAAUUAUCGACACGAAGUUCGUGUCUGGUCGAGAGCUGGGCCGGUCCUGGCUUGCAGCGGACGAGGAUGGGGUUAUGGCGGACCAUGUUAUCUUCGAGGAAGACGUUGUCGUCAAGCUGCCCACGUAUCUAGACUGGGUCAGCGCGGCCAUGAUCCCGUGUGCAGGCGUCACGGCGUGGUCGGCGCUCAAAGGGAUGAGUAUUGGGCAGACGGUUCUGAUUCAAGGAACUGGAGGUGUCAGUGUCUUCGCGCUGAAGCUCGCUCGCGCGGCGGGCCUGCGCGUCAUUCUUACUUCUUCCAGUGAUGAGAAGCUUAAUAAGAUGAAGGAAAAGUAUCCCGACCCGCCGUUGUUGACGAUCAACUACUCGAAGAUCCCCGCCUGGCAUGAGGAGGUGCUCAGACUGACUGACGGGGUGGGAGUUGACAUCGUCGUGGAGAACGGCGGCACCCCGUCGCUGGUCCAAUCCAUGAAGUGCACGCGGAGGGGAGGGAUUGUUAGCCAGGUCGGAUAUCUGGGCAAGCAAAAUCCCCAGGACUUGGCCGAGUUAGUGUCAAUCAUUAUCGAUAGACGAGUGGUGUUGAGGGGCAUCAACGCGGGAUCCAAGUACGAUACGGAAGACUUUUGUGCAGCCCUGUCGGCGACGAAGACACGAUUAGAUGACUUGAUCGAUUCGGUGUUUCCGUUUGAGAAAGCAGAGGAAGCGGUCGAGUUUGUUUGGCAGGGGAAGCAGGUGGGGAAGAUUGUUCUUCAGCUGUAG